This is a messenger RNA of Botrytis byssoidea, 366 nucleotides long. RefSeq lists its product as uncharacterized. NCBI's taxonomy places the organism in Eukaryota, Fungi, Ascomycota, Leotiomycetes, Helotiales, Sclerotiniaceae. Bases 1 to 366 code for a protein of 121 amino acids. The transcript has a single exon. The record is from RefSeq and is a predicted model, not a curated record.
AUGAAGGGGGCAAACUCUUCGGCACACUCGUGGCACCUCGCACGAAUACCUUUAUACCCGUCAACACGUCCAAAUAUGAGACAGGGCGCCGGGGCGCAAGAUCAGGAGUGCAGGUCGACCUUCAAAGUCUUCGCAGACGUUACAUGGCCACGAGAAAGACUCCAAACUAACAGGAACUACUCCUCGACCCCACAAGACCUUCUUGCCAACGUUUCAUCGUCGUCGCUGGCACAUUGCGACUUAAAUCGCGUGAAGAGCAAAAUCGUCGAAAACGCCCCGAUGCGCCAUGCAACAACGAAGCGGCCAAAAUCCCCGAAACUUUACUCCUACACUAUUCCAAACGUCCUCUAUAACCUCCAACUUUAA